AUGGCGUGGCCUGGCUACGACCGGGUGAUUGUUGCGGGCACUGGCCUCUGGAUUGCCGGAUUGGCCGUGGCGUUGCACUUCUAUCUCAAGCAAUGGACCGACGAGGCCGAAGUCAAGCCCCCCCAGCCCAAGACUCAAUACAUCACCCAAGAUACCGAGGAUUCGCUGAAAACCAAGACACUCGACACACUGCUUGGCCAUUACAACUACGCGAUUCGGGAUACGGCAUCCAAGAUCGUUUGUGACCGAGCUGUCAACGAUGAGUUAACUGUCGAGACACUUCUACGGGGCAUCACUCGUCCCGACUACGACGAGCGCAUGAAGAAUCUACGCGCCCUGGCCAUCAUCACAGACCCUCAAAGCCUCCCACUGCUCAAUAACGAGAAGGCAUGCGCCGCCCUGGUCAGGUCGCUGGAACUAUCGCUCGACCCAGAGCAGGAGACACUAAACCAUGAGUACUGGGACGAAUACGCGAUGCGAGACAUGACAGAGAAGCUCUGCCUUAUGUUUAUCAGUCAGCUGAUGAACCGGUACGGCCCCGAAAACAUCGUCAAGGCCAAGUUUGUCGAGAAAUGGCUCGCCAAGCAAAAUUGGGGAGCCUCGAAGGAGGAGAGACUUCGCAACUUCAACCACCACAUAGCCCGACGUCGCAAUCGUAUUGCGGAUAUCGCUGGCAGAAUCAAAAACUAUCCGUCCGGCAAGGACGCACUGGACAAGGUCGGGCUGUACUCGGACGAUGCAGACGAGGACCUUGGCCAAGAGGUGGGAUCGGGAACUCAGUUCAAUAUGAUUCUUCCUGUUAACCUAGACAGUUUGGCGGAAGAUGACCCGGCUCGGAUUUUGCUUCAGAGCCUUCAGACCGUGGACGAACAACGAACUAGGAAUCGGAACCGCGAGGCCAUGGUCCUCAACGACGGGAGCCGCCCAUUCAACAGCGACGAUAUCAUCCAGCCGAAUCUUGGGUCGCCCUUGGGCUAG
Lasiosphaeria miniovina is the source of this 978-nucleotide messenger RNA. RefSeq lists its product as uncharacterized. The coding region runs from base 1 to 978 and encodes 325 amino acids. The transcript is spliced from 2 exons. NCBI's taxonomy places the organism in Eukaryota, Fungi, Ascomycota, Sordariomycetes, Sordariales, Lasiosphaeriaceae. The record is from RefSeq and is a predicted model, not a curated record.